AUGGAAGGGAAGCAGAAAUAUGGAAGAACAGCUUAUGAUAUUGAAGGGUAUGGAAGUAUUUCAGUUCUUCCAGAACAUCAAAUUCUUGAUUGCACUGAUCGAUUGUUUCUUACUAUCAAGUCCCCCAGUAAGUUCACCCUCUCAGGCCACCCUUGGACACCUUGUAUUGGAUCAAGGGAGAUUUUCGAAGUACAAAUAAUGAAGUUGAAAGCCUCAAAUGAGUUUCUUCUCAAGGUCAUGGCAAGAUCACUAAACUUGAGGAGAAUUACUUUCUACAUCAGUAAGGCGAAAGUGAAAGAGCGACAGUAA
Messenger RNA from Fraxinus pennsylvanica, 309 nucleotides. NCBI's taxonomy places the organism in Eukaryota, Viridiplantae, Streptophyta, Magnoliopsida, Lamiales, Oleaceae. The record is from the annotation of a GenBank genome assembly.